GCAUAUGGAUUUAACAAAAUAUUUCUUUGAAUUUUCAGUGAUCAUAGUAAAAACGAAGUUACAAAAUCGAAAAAUCAGGUUUUUGUGUAAUUUAUUUAAUUACAAUGUGGCAUAAGGUUCAUCAUUUUAAAAGUAUUAAUAUAGAGGCCUAACUACUAGCUAAUCAAAAAAUCAUCAAUUAUUAUUUCACUGUAACUUCAAUUGUUAUUACCGCACCGCAAAAAUUUUCAAAACAUUAAAAACAUUUCAUUCAAAACUUCGUAAUUUGUGUGAAAUUACUCAAAAUGGACAGUGACAUGUCUGGCUUCACAGAAUUGCUUCAACAAGCUGAACAGUUAACAGCUGAUAUUGAUGGCGAAGGAGAACUACCUAGAGUAGAGAGAAAUUUACGUCAGAUUGUUGACGCUGGUCAGCAACUUUGGUCACGAACAACACAAGCUGUAAGCAAAGAUUCGUGUGACAUAAAAGCAUCCAUUUUGCUUGGCAGUAAAGGAUAUGAUUUGCCAAAAAUUAGCCAGAAAUUGGAGUCACUGACUGCUGCAAGAACAUUUGAACCCAUUGAACCUAUUCGUGAGACUGAUAUUCAGGGUUUCUUAAAGAAUGAGAGGGAGAAUGCCAUGCUGUCAGUGAUUGAGGAAUCAAAGAAAGCUACGUUUGCAAAAGCUGAUAAAGUUAUUUGGGAGACUCUACAAAGCGAAUGGGAACAAGAGAAAAUGAAAAUUUUAAAUGCUCUUCUUGGUCCAUCAAAUGAAUUAUUAGAUGUCACUCCAGAUAAUAAGUCCUUCAUGAGUGAAACUAUGAAUUUAAAUUCCCGUAGUACAAUGGAUAAUACUGAAAUGAUGUAUGCCAAAGAACUUUCAUUAUAUAAUGAACAGGUAGUAAGGGGAGGUAUCAAAUGUAACUUAGCAGAGAAAUUCCACUCGUACUUUAAAAACUUGGACGAUAAGAAAGUUGUGGAACUGUGGGAAAUGGUCAGAAUUAUGACUGACCUUCCAUUGAAAGCAGAUAAAGAUGUUCUCACAUCAAGGACAUCUUUACUAAUGAAAACUUCUCUGAUUAAACAGGCUCGCAAGUAUUUGGAAGAAAAAUACUUUGAGUUCAUUCAAGGAAUAGUUUAUGGGAAUUUAUUGCAGGCUGAAUUGGGAUCAAGACCUGGUGCAUAUUAUAACAUAAGAAGUUUCUUGAAAAUGAAAAUUCCAAUUCCACCUGCUGGUCUUGAAGAUGGUUUAAUUGAAGGUAACCCAGUAUGGGCUGUCCUCUAUUAUUGUUUGAGAUGUGGUAAAAUUGAUGCUGCCAUAGAUGCUGCAAGGAAUGCUGGGGAUUGCCUUAAGGAUUUUCUGCCUUUUCUAAUAGAGUAUGGAGAAAAUGAGGAGCACAGAUUAAGACCCAACAGUGAAAGUCAAGUCAAACUUCAGUAUCGGCGAACAGUUCGUUCCAGCCCUGAUCCAUUUAAAAGGGCUGUAUUUUGCUUACUUGGCCGCGUUACUGAUGAUAGUAACCCUGACGUAAUGGACAAGACAGAUGAUUAUUUGUGGAUGAAACUGUGUCUGUUACGUCCUGAUGAAGAAGAGACAGGCAAUGUGCCCCAAGAUUCGCUAACAUUUCCUCAACUUCAAUCACAGCUUUUAGAAGAAUAUGGUGAAUCACAUUUUAAUGCAUACAAUCAACCAUUCUUAUAUUUUCAAGUCUUAUUCCUUACUGCUCAGUUUGAAGCUGCUAUUGAGUUUUUAUUUAGGAUUGACUCACUAAGAUGCCAUGCUGUACAUAUAGCUAUUGUACUGUACGAACUUAAUUUGCUGGCUAUUCCUGCAAGUUGUAAUGCUCCUUUGUUGUCCAAAGAUGGUAAGGCUCCUAUGAGAAGAUUAAAUUUAUCGAGAUUGCUCACGAUGUACACAAAAAAAUUUGAAUCAACAGAUCCCAGAGAGGCAUUACAGUAUUUUUAUGUUCUUAGAGACUUAAAGAGCAACAGAGGUAUCAGUCUCUUUAUGGCUUGCAUCAGUGAACUAGUUUUGGAGACAAAGGAGUAUGAAAUGUUGCUGGGAAAAAUUGAGCCAGAUGGCUGUCGAAAACCAGGGGCAGUUGAUAAGUUUUUAACUGACACGCAAGCAAUAAUCGAAAUCGUUGCUACUGACAGUGAAAGCAAAGGACUUUAUGAAGAUGCUAUUAAACUUUAUGACCUAGCAAAAAAACAUGAAAAAGUCAUAGAAAUUUUAAAUAAGCUUAUGUCUCAAGUUACACCAGAAAUGAAUGUCCUUGGUUCAAAUAGGCAACGACUUGAAAACAUAGCUUUAAGUAUAGCUGAAAGGUACAAAAUUCAGGGACAUUCUGCAAAUCCAGAGACCUCAGCUACCUUUUUCCUUCUGCUCGAUCUCAUGUCAUUUUUUAAUUUUUAUCACAAAAAUCAACAUACUCAAGCAUUAGAUAUGAUAAAAGCUCUGAAACUCUUACCCUUUAACAAUCAGGAGGUGGAGCAAAAAGUAACUGCGUUUUCAACGUAUUCAGAAGAGGUGAGACGGAACUUUCCUGAUAUUCUUUUAGCCACUAUGAAUAUCCUUUAUGCUGAAUAUAAAAGGGCCAAGCAAUCAGGUACCAGCAAUCAAGAUUCCAGAUUUUUAAAUGAAAAUGCAAAUAAAGAAAAGUUCAUUUGUUUUUUGAGAACUCAAGCUUCAGCUCUUAUUACCUUUGCUGGAAUGAUUCCCUAUCGUAUGCCUGGUGAUACAAAUGCUAGACUUGUACAAAUAGAAGUAUUAAUGAUUUGAAAAAAGCAUUUUUUUAAAAUUUUUGUGUUAAUAAAUUUCUAUGUUUUGUA
Messenger RNA from Parasteatoda tepidariorum (common house spider), 2809 nucleotides. Its product is annotated as nuclear pore complex protein Nup93. Gene Ontology annotation, molecular function: structural constituent of nuclear pore. The record is from RefSeq and is a predicted model, not a curated record. Lineage: Eukaryota; Metazoa; Arthropoda; Arachnida; Araneae; Theridiidae. Gene Ontology annotation, biological process: poly(A)+ mRNA export from nucleus; protein import into nucleus. Gene Ontology annotation, cellular component: nuclear pore.